Messenger RNA from Closterium sp. Naga37s-1, 1965 nucleotides. Lineage: Eukaryota; Viridiplantae; Streptophyta; Zygnematophyceae; Desmidiales; Closteriaceae. The record is from the annotation of a GenBank genome assembly.
AUGCGCCUCAUUGUGCUCUCCAAACCUUCCCUUUCCAAACCUUUCUCCUCCUUUCCCGACCUUCCCCUUCCCGCUUCCCCUCCUCCACGCCUUCCCAUUUUCCCCGGCCUUCUUUCCCAACCCCCUUUUCCUCCCCUCCACCCAUUUCCCCUCCUCUCCCUCCCUCCCUGCGCAGCAUCCUGUGCCACCUCAAGUUCAGCCAUUGCGUUUCUGUUGAAUGCACCAAGAUCCUCUCCUCUCUCCCAUUCCUCCCUUCCUUCUUUUUCCAAUUUGCUUUCCACAUUCUUCCAUCCCCCCUCUCACUGCCCUGAGCCUCGCCCCGCCUCUCCUCUCCCCAGUUCCAGCAUCCUAAUCCUGUGCUAUCUCAACUUCUCCUGGAAGAGCAUCAACGUGACGGCCUUUCUGUUCGGAACGGGCGUCACGGGGCUCAUCCUCUCAUUCAUCCUCAUGCUCGUGCACGCCGCCAACGUCGCCGGGGUCAAGCUUGACUCGCUCGGCUCGCAGCUCUUCGGAAGCUUCAUGAUGAUGAUGCUGCUGUUCGCCGCGUCGUGCGCGUCAGCGUCCUUCACGUCGCGCAUGUGCGGCUCCUACUCCACCAACUUCCUCCUCGGCUACAUUCAAGACAGCUGCACGCUUCUCAAGUGGGCCAACGCCAUGGGGUUCCUCGGAACAUUCACCUACAUGACAUCCUUCUGCCCACGUUUCUCCUCCCUGCGCGCGCCCCGUUCCGGUAAGCCCGUGCGGCAACCUCUCGCCACCCCGCGCACGCUCUUCUCGCCUCCCGCGCGGUAUCCCAUCGCAUCCCAGCGCGCGCUCCUCUUACCGCCCCGCUCGGCCUCCUCUCACCAUCACGCGCGUGCUCCUCUCGCCUCCCCUCGCAUGCUCCUCUCGCCUUCAAUGCUCGCGAAUCUCUUGCCUCCCCGCGCUGCCGCCUCUCACCUCCCCGCGCAGCCUCCUCUCGCCAUCCCUCGCGCGCCCCUCUCGCCUCCCCGUGCAGCCUCCUCCCGCCUCCCCGCGCGUGCUCCUCUCUUCUCACCUACUCGUUCUCCUCUCGCCUCCCCUCUCGCGCCCCUCAAGCCUCCCCGCGCGUGCUCCUCUCUCCUCACCUACUCGUUCUCCUCUCGCCUCCCCUCGCGCGCCCCUCAAGCCCCCCCGCGCGUGCUCCUCUCUCCUCACCUACUCGUUCUCCUCUCGCCUCCCCUCGCGCGCCCCUCAAGCCCCCCCGCGCGUGCUCCUCUCUCCUCACCUACUCGUUCUCCUCUCGCCUCCCCUCGCGCGCCCCUCAAGCCCCCCCGCGCGUGCUCCUCUCUCCUCACCUACUCGUUCUCCUCUCGCCUCCCCUCGCGCGCCCCUCAAGCCCCCCCGCGCGUGCUCCUCUUUCCUCACCUACUCGUUCUCCUCUCGCCUCCCCUCGCGCGCCCCUCAAUCCCCCCCGCGCGUGCUCCUCUCUCCUCACCUACUCGUUCUCCUCUCGCCUCCCCUCGCGCGCCCCUCAAGCCCCCCCGCGCGUGCUCCUCUCUCCUCACCUACUCGUUCUCCUCUCGCCUCCCCUCGCGCGCCCCUCAAGCCCCCCCGCGCGUGCUCCUCUCUCCUCACCUACUCGUUCUCCUCUCGCCUCCCCUCGCGCGCCCCUCAAGCCCCCCCGCGCGUGCUCCUCUCUCCUCACCUACUCGUUCUCCUCUCUCUUCACCACACAUGCCUCUCACGCCUCACCUUGCGUGCUCCUCACUCCUCACCCUGCGUGCUCCUCUCGCCUCCCCGCGCGUGCCCCUCUCUCCUCACCUCCAAUGCUCUUCGAUCGCCAACCUUGCGCGUGCCCCUCUCUCCUCACCCUGCGUGGGCUCCCCUCUCCUCACCUUGCGUGCUCCUCUAUCCUCACCUUGCGUGCUCCUCUAUCCUCACCUUGCGUGCUCCUCUAUCCUCACCUUGCGUGCUGCUCUAUCCUCACCUUGCGUGCUCCUCUAA